AACUUAUCAAAACACAUUUUAUCUAUUAAUUCCAUAAGAAAUGGAUAUUCCACGCGUUGGAUGAGAUUGAUAAAGAUUAAAUGCAAGAAAAAAACCAACUGGUUUAAGACAAAGAUGGUGUCUUUGGUUUGCAUGUCUGGUGGAGAACCGUCAUUUCAGGUAAGUUCUUGACCGUUUCUAUUAAUAGUCGAAGCAAAGCUUACCACCGAUACUUUUAGAGAAUCGUGAGUUGAAACAUAAAUCUAUCAAGCCAACCUGUCUCUGUCCUUCCCUGGAGAAAACAACAGAGAAGAGAAGAGACAAGAACAAGAGGUCAUGAUCUCGGUCUGCUCUGACUCACCAAGGUCAUGAUCUUAUUAUGUCUCUCCAUUGAUUGAUCACUCCAUUUCUCCCUAAACUUUUUUGAAGUUUUUAUCAGUCACUUCACUUUCCUUCGUGAUUUCGUCGCCGCGAAAGGCAUAUGGCGAAGCGAUCAUUCAAGUGUUUUGUGGAGCAGGAGCUGGGAAAGUUCCCGCUCUUCGUGAUCUACGCCAUGCUCGAAUGGUUGCUCAUCAUCAUGCUGUUCGUCGACGGGUUAGUGGCGUUCGCCGCCAAUGAAUUCGCCAGGUUCUUCGAGAUGCGGGUUCCUUGCCUUCUCUGCACGAGGAUCGAUCACGUGCUGGUCCGGAGGACUCCUGAUUUCUACUACAACGACUCCGUGUGCGAAGCGCACAAGAAGGAAGUGUCGUCCCUCGCGUACUGUCACGUCCACAAGAGAUUGUCCGACAUCAGGAAGAUGUGCGAGGGGUGUCUUCUUUCUUUUGCGACCGAGAAGGAAUCCGACUGCGAUACCUACAAGUCCCUCGUGGGCAUAUUGCAUAAGGAUCUCGAAAGCUUCGUUCAGGAUGAUCCCGGGGUUCAUUUGGCAUUGCAUUCAGGAAAGAAGGAUGAGAGGGCUGAGGUCAAGAAGAGCGGUGAUCAACGGUGCACAUGCUGUGGAGAGCCGCUCAAAAUGAAGCCGUCUUCGCGUUCGAAGAAUGGCCAGAAAUCUGGAAAGUGCACUAGCCCGAUCGCGCAAGCUCCCGCUCCAUCUCCAAGAGGACCCUUCGUGACAUUGAGGAAUGAGGAGGCGUCUAACUUGAUGUUGCCUCAUAUCCGUUACACAGAACUAAAAUUCAACCCUGAUGCUGGAUCCGACAUUCCUGGCCACGAUGCGAGCUCGAAUGCGCAACUUCCUGACAACCAAGGUACAUUUGAGAUGAAAAUCGCUUCGGUGCCAUUGCUCACUGAGAGCGAUGACACUGGUGAAGCAAUCAGAACCCCUCCCUUUGCGAGGGGAAACAGGUUCUUUGGCAUCCCACUUACUGAUUCAGCUAACUCGAGCCCGAGGGUUGGUUUGAAACAGUUAAGGAAAUCGAUGCUUGACAAGGUAGAUUUUGCUUCUGAGCCCAGUGACGGCAGCAUAGCAAGUGAAGACUCUAUUUUGAGCCAUUUAAAGAGGCAGGUUCGCUUGGACCGCAAGUCGCUGAUGGCCAUGUACAUGGAGCUAGACGAGGAAAGAAGCGCCUCAGCUGUCGCUGCCAACAAUGCGAUGGCCAUGAUCACACGGUUACAAGCAGAGAAGGCGGCCGUCCAAAUGGAGGCCUUGCAGUACCAGAGAAUGAUGGAGGAGCAGGCAGAAUACGACCAAGAAGCCCUUCAAGAGAUCAGUAACUUGCUUGCUAAGAGAGAGGAAGACAUCAAAUUAUUGGAGACCGAACUUGAAGCGUACAGAGAGAAGUACGGAUGCUUGGAGGGUUUUGAAGUUCGUAAGAACAGAACAGCAGACAAGGAUUGCCAGGAGCCAAAGCCUCAGACCUAUUCGUUCUCCGACGGGGGUUCCGAAUGUGGAAGCCACUCUCCUAGUGUCAACGGAGGAGAAACCGUUGGGGAUAUUGCACAAGAUCACAUCAUCCUUGAUUCGUUGCAGGAGGAAAUAGGUAGCAGUGACUCUCCAGAAGAAAAGAUUUGAUCCCAGUAGGAGUACUACGCUUAAGAACGAGUGCAUUUCUUGGUUAGUCAUUAUCAGAGGAGGCGAGAAGUGGAGAUGGGAAUGUUACGACGACAGAAGCAUCUCAUCAUACGGAGUGUAAUAACAAUUUUAAAGAAGGACGUGAAGGGACUGCACUUCCAGAGCAAAACAUAUCAAGUUUUAAUAAAUUCAUUCCUGAUGGUAAUUUAUUUCCCAUACUUAGGUCCUAACAACUGACAAGACACAGAAAGGUUUGCCUGUAUA
Eucalyptus grandis is the source of this 2254-nucleotide messenger RNA. RefSeq names its product probable myosin-binding protein 5. The coding region runs from base 461 to 1990 and encodes 509 amino acids. The transcript has 2 exons. NCBI's taxonomy places the organism in Eukaryota, Viridiplantae, Streptophyta, Magnoliopsida, Myrtales, Myrtaceae. The record is from RefSeq and is a predicted model, not a curated record. Gene Ontology annotation, molecular function: myosin binding.